GUGAUUUGAUUGGCGAGGUUAACCUCAAGCCGAGGAUAUUGCACAACAACCCUACAAUUCUCGCACUUUUGUUUUCUCAGUAGCAGGGAAGGACUUACGCCCGCAUAGCUCUUGCCAAUCAUUUCAGAUAACAAAAAACAACUGUACACUAACCAAAUGCAAAAGACAGGCCAGUAAAAAUGUCACCUGUAAAAACACUCAUUGGCUGCUUAGCAGUAAUGGGGGCCGUUCAGGCCAAGGAAGGGAACGGAGGACCCCCACCAGACCCACCUCCAGAUGGACAAGGUAUACUUCAAAUACCACCUCAAGAAAGUCAGAGCUCUGAGCAAGAUGUUGGAACCCAAACACAACAACUGCAACCUAAGCGACUGUCGCUCUUCAAACAGCAUCAGCAGCAACAAAGAAACCAUCAACAACAUGGGUUGCGGCGGGUGAAAACUAUGGACGACAGUCAAGCCAUGUUUGACAUACGUGUGAAGUUCAUCUGGAAGAAGUAUGAAGGUCUUCAACACGAUCCUCUUAGGUUCCAACUUCUUCACACACACAAAGAAUCGACAGAACAAGUGAAGUUGAUCCAGCAGAAGAAUGAAGCUCUUCAAGCAGAUCAAUUCAUAUUCCAACGUCUUGCGAAUGAAAUUGCAGCUGCAGAACAAGUGAAGUUGAUCCAGCAGAAGAAUGAAGCUCUUCAACCAGAUCAACUCAACUAUUUGACUCAAUUAAAGCUUGCAAGUGUUUCUGUGAUCCUGAUUGCGCUGACGUCUGUCCUGAUUCAGAAGAUGCUGUCCCCAGGCCAACAAUCUAAUCAGAGGACCAUACAGAUACUACAAACUAAGUCCAUAGAGACUGAGUCACGAGACGAAGCUCAACGAACAGAACAACGUCAACCACAACGACAAAGACAACAUCUACAGAGAGCCCGACCUCAAAGAAGCACCUGCUAUGAUACCAAGAUACCUGUCAGUGCGGUUCCUUGGGGCCAGAGUGUGGACAUCCUGAAGACACAAGGCAUCCAGGCCAGAACAGCACAGCUACUAUCCGGCAUCAUAACACAGCUUCAAGCAGCAGCAACAGAGAGUGCCACAACUGCUUGUAAGCACCGACUCCUUGACACAUGUGCAGGUGGCCUUCGGGCUGCGGCACUGUGCUAAGUGUCUCAACCACCAAAACAACAUUUAUGAAAUAUUGUUGACAGUUUUACCUUGCCCUAUUAUCAGUAACCUCAAAUGUAAAUUUGUUGUUUCAUUUGUAAGUUAUCCAUGAAAUAUCCCUUUCAGUUUUAUUUGAAAGCAUUUUGACCAAAGUAAGAACACAAGUUCAUUUUGAGAAAAUUGAUUUGUGGUUAUCUCCUUUAUUGAAAAUUAACAAAUUUCACAAUUCUGUACAUGAAUAUGUUUUUCUUGAUUUUAUAGGGCAACAAUACACAACAAAAAUGUUUUGAAAUACUUGAUGUGAUGUAAGAUCUAUUGAUUUUGUAUCCCUAAAUAUUUAAGAGCAUUGGUCUGUGUUUAAUUGACAUAUAAAAUCAUUGGAAAUAUUUUCAAAUAUUUGUAAGCCUUCCAUCGAUCCCAUAUUUUGCAGCAUUGUUAAAACUGUCAUCAUUGUUUCAAGACCUCUCUGUAAUCAGUGUUCGUUACAUUUCAUUGACAAACGAGAAAAUAUCAGUCCUUGACUGAUCCUAUCCCUCCAUUCUAUAGCUUUCAUUGUCACCAACUUUCGUCGGACAUUGAUUACAAAGGAAUAGCGUUCAAACUGUUGAUAUUGUAUUCUAUUUUCUCAUGUAAAUAUAUUUGAUAUGUACAUAUAUGAUAUUCCUUGACAGCUGCCAUCAUCUUACGAAUACUCUUCUUUAUGGAAUAAUAGCCAACAAUGUUUUAACUGAUAGUUGAAAAAUAUUAUGUUGAGAUAUGUUGAUACUUUUUCAACAUUAUAUAUAAUAGGAGUGAAACAAAUAUUUUUGGUACAUUUAUCUCAGAUUACAAAGUAGACACAAUUCAUGGGUAACAACUUCUUUAAUAUGUGGAAUAGCGUUAGAAGUUGUUAUCCAUAAAUUGUGUCUAAUUUGUCAUGUGUCAAACAGGUCAUACAGCUCAGCUUCUCAAAUGUUCGUAGGGGAACUGUAAUCGUGCUGGUCUUGUAUUUGAAAAAGGGAGCCUCUUUAGUUUAAAUAAUGAAUUUUACACACAUGUAGCAAGUUUGUGAAAUGUAGUGAAAUUUAUUAUCUUAAAGUUAAGACUGAAACAUUUGUUGUCGGUAAUAAGUAUUCAUUGCUCCUUCUGUGCUUCCUCUGAUGAGAGCUCGCACUAGACACAAAAAUACCUGUGUCUCAAAGAAGCUUGAAACAUUGCUUAAAAUUGACUUCGUUCAGGAUUACAUCUGAACAGUUUAUAGAGGAUGAGCAGAGACCGUGGGAUCCCUAUUUCUAACAUCUUUAAGUUAUUUAUCUGGGCAGCGGAUCAGCUCUGUCACCAACUACUUCCAUCAUGGCUGCUGUUGUGGUCAGUUGACCAGUGUUGAGCCCUUUUUAGCCAGUACAAGAGUAAUUUAUUCGGGCUAGAUGACCAAUUUUCAAGAGUGAGAAAUUAUCUCGCUUCUUAAAUACCUUUGUGUAUGUUGACAUGUGUGUCACAUGUAGCAUCCGGUAAUGAUCAGAAACAGAAAUUUUACAGUUUUGAUUCACUUAAAUGACCAGACAGGUUAUUAGGAUUGUCAUUUGGAUGGUGGUGUUUUCAGAGUUUGGAUAUUUCAACAAGGGGUAUCCACUAUCAUACAGCUCAAGGGUUACAGUGGUGGUUUAUCUGUGUGAAGUCCAGUGCAAGAAUAUCACCUGUCCUGACUGUGUAGUGCCUGCCUGAAGGGAUGAACUCUUUCUGUUCCCCCUGCCUUCAGCUGACACCUGGUGUGUGUACAAAAGGCUUUGGCUGGGCCAUUUCUCCCUUUUGUUGUCAGGGUGCCAAAGACUUUGGUCUAUCCCUGGAUUAGGGUGCAAAGGCUUUGGUGUAGCCCUGUAUCUGGGUGCCAAUGGCUUUGAUCUGGCCCAUGGGUCAGGGUGCCAAUGGCUUUGGUCUGGUCACUGGGUCAGGGUGCCAAUGGCUUUGAUCUGGCCCAUGGGUCAGGGUGCCAAUGGCUUUGGUCUGGUCACUGGGUCAGGGUGCCAAUGGCUUUGGUCUGGUCACUGGGUCAGGGUGCCAAUGGCUUUGGUCUGGUCCAUGGGUCAGGGUGCCAAUGGCUUUGGUCUGGUCCAUGGGUCAGGGUGCCAAUGGCUUUGGUCUGGUCACUGGGUCAGGGUGCCAAUGGCGUUGGUCUGGUCCAUGGGUCAGGGUGCCAAUGGCUUUGAUCUGGUCCAUGGGUCAGGGUGCCAAUGGCUUUGGUCUGGUCACUGGGUCAGGGUGCCAAUGGCUUUGGUCUAGCCCUAGGUCAGAGUGCCAAAGGCUUUGGGCUAGCUCUCGGUCAAGGCACUAAAGGUUUUAAUCUGGUGCUCGAUCAGGGCUUUGGUCUGGUUUCUGGGUCAGAUCCCAAAGGCAUUGGUCUGGUCUGUGGGUCAGUGUGCCAAAGGCAUUGUUGGGAGUCAUGUGACCAGAUGCUAUUGCCAGGCAGGUAGUGACACUUUAAAGGUUCAUUUGAUGGUGGAUACCCCUUGUUAUUUGAGUUCAAAUUGUAGAGUCCAAGGAGAGGGAGUAUGUCACUGAGUUUAAAAUUAUAAGGAAACAAGUACAGGUGUCAGUUGAAUAUUGUCUUGAAUAAGUAAAAUUGAUCAGAGGUUUAGUAUGAUUUGAGGACAUGUAAGAUACUUAAUUUGAGAGUAUGUUGUUUAGCGCCGCAAUAUGACGGCGGUUAAAUAUAUUGGCUACAAUAUUGGUAACAUUUAUUCCGUGGAAGUGGGUUUGUUUGCUAGUGUAUGACAACUAGGUAUAAGUGGAGAAGUAGAAAUAGGGAUCCCAACAACUCUGUUCCUGCAAUGUAAGGUCACAGACCGGCACGAUAUUGAGAAUUCGAUUUCCCCAUGCGACAUUAUUGAAGCUGAGCUAUACAAGAGUAUUUAUCGUGUUUUGCAAAUCAGUAAGCUACACUGACGGCAGCUGUCAAGGAAUACGACAUUGAACGCUAUAUCCUUCAGAGGAUACAUUCAUAAUACAUUUCUGCAUACUGUACUUGCCAUUAUCCCAAUAUGAGCAGUCUGAAAAAGACGGACUGGCUACGCCAUUUGUACCUUGAAGGGA
This is a messenger RNA of Haliotis rufescens (red abalone), 4217 nucleotides long. Its product is annotated as putative mediator of RNA polymerase II transcription subunit 26. The transcript is spliced from 4 exons. NCBI's taxonomy places the organism in Eukaryota, Metazoa, Mollusca, Gastropoda, Lepetellida, Haliotidae. Bases 180 to 1148 code for a protein of 322 amino acids. The record is from RefSeq and is a predicted model, not a curated record.